Cinara cedri is the source of this 9114-nucleotide messenger RNA. Lineage: Eukaryota; Metazoa; Arthropoda; Insecta; Hemiptera; Aphididae. The record is from the annotation of a GenBank genome assembly.
AUUAGCAAAUUCAAAUUCAAAAUUGACGUAAUUUCUGAGAGGUUCAUUAUGUUACUUUUUAUAUUGUACAUUUAUUAUUUGAAUAACUAAUAAUAUUAAAUAAAAUGGCUUGGGUGGAUGUUGUUUCAAAAGAUCUUACGAUUCCUGUUGAGUAUUUGAAGUCAACCAGCAACUCCAAGAGAUUUCUCGCUAAUGUGCAUCGUAUUUGGUUUAGGUAAUUAUUAAUAUACAGUUUAGCGAUUGUAAACUAAUGUUCUGUAUUAUUUUGUUUAAUAGAGAUUUCUUGAAUGGAAUUUAUCGUCCGUUCUUACAUCACGAGAUAUUUACAAAUGAUGAUGUCCGUGCAAAAGUUCAACAAAUUGAGAGUUUGGGCGAUACAUGGAUAUAUGUUUUCAUAACUGUAAAUAUAAAAACAUCAUAGCCGUAGAGUUUUUAUUUUUCAAGUUUAAAUCUCUUUAGGUUUUACAAAAGUCAGAUAAAUCUGUGAUUCCUUUGGCACGGAGACACGAAACUGUACAUUUUGAUAAGGAUUUAAGUUACUCGCAACAAUUACAAUAUGUAACCGUAACAAAUAGGAAAAAUUUAUGGAAAGAAGCGUACAAAAAAUAUGGCAAGUUAUAUUUUUUAAUUUUAUUAUAAACUUGUUAAUAUACUAUAAUAGUGGUUAUCAAACUGUGCACCAAGGUGUCCUAAGUGUAUCGCAAGUACUUUCCAGAAAUACUGUGAUUUAUACAAAUUAUUUAUAAUUUAUUGUAUUUUUUUUUUUUUAAUUUUUGUUAAUUUCAAAUUGAGUCUUAUAAAAAUAAAAAAGGAUUAUGUCGGUUGUAUGUUUGGAAUACUUAUAUUUUAUUAUGUUCAGUAAAAUUACAAAAAUUAUAAAUUGUUCUAUAGCAAUAUUUAAUUAAAUCAUUAAGGAUUAUUUUAAUUUUUUUCUAGAUGGUUUCUUUUGUAGAGAAGCAUCAGUUUCCUCAAAUUUAUGUUUAUGCCCGCAUGAUACCGUGAUACGAGAUAUACUUGCGCGUUUCUAUAACUGCCCAAUAGUUAAUUUACGAGAAAGUUCAAGUAAAAUAUCUUUAAUAACUGAAAAUGAGUCUCAUUGUAACAUCUUACCAGCCAAUUUAGUUUUUGAAACUAAUAAAUAUUUUUAUGUAUUACAGGUACAAAAUUGUUUAAUAUAUUUUUGAUUUAAAUAUUUGUAUAGUAAUUUAUUUUAUUUCUUUUUAGGAAACAAAUAAUGUGCAUUCAUUUCAAGACUGUAUAAAUUACAGUCCAGCGUUAUUAAAAUCUAGUCAUGCUCGUCCAUUAUUUGUAUUGUAUCAACUUUUAAAUGCAAUGCAAAAUACCCAUGACCAAGGACUUGUGCUUGGCGAUAUUACUUUGUCUGAUAUCAUUGUUUCUCCUGAAUUAUGGAUUCGAGUAAGUUAAUUGUAAUUCUUUAUUAUUUUAUUCUAAAAUGUUUAGGACUGUACUACCUAUUCUAUAAAUUAUUUUGUUUUAGGUUCUACCAAGAAUCACCGAUAAUAUUUCAGACUCUGAUGAAUUUGAUAAUAGUUUUGAAAAAACGGUAAAAACAUCAAUUUUUGAGAAUUUGGCAGAAACAUGUGAACAAUGGGUCCGUGGAAACAUUUCUAACUUUGAUUAUAUUACAUUCCUGAAUAAGCUGGCUGGUAGAAAAUAUGGCGACCCGAAAUGUCAUCAUGUAUUUCCUUGGGUGACUGACUUUAGCUCUCGAGCUGGUCUCAAUUAUCGCGAUCUCACAAAAUCAAAGUAUAGACUAAAUAAAGGGGACAGACAAUUAGAUUUGACUUUUGAUAUUGAAGAUGAGAAAACUUCAAUUCUGGUACUUGUUAUUUCGUUUAUUAUUAAUUUUGUAAUUUACAUAGACAAUAUAUGUUUUAUAAAAUUUUGAUGUUGUAGACUCCACAUCAUGUUCCUGACAUUUUAUCUGAAAUAACAUAUUAUGUAUAUCGAUCUCGAGUAACUCCCCAAUCGGUUCUUUGUCGUUAUAUUAGAACAAAAUUUGUGCCUGAAGAAUACCCUUCAAGUAUACAGCGCAUGCAACAAUGGUCUCCAGAUGAAUGUAUACCAGAAUUUUUUACUGAUCCAUCUGUUUUUAAAGUAUUUUUAUAUUUUAAAGAUAUACUAUAUAUUAUAAUAAAGUAUUAAAAAUGUGUUCUUUAAAAUAUUUAUUAGUCUAUACAUAAAGAACUACCCGAUUUGAGUAUUCCUACAUGGGCAGAGAAUGUACAAGACUUGGUAGAUACACAUAGAGCCAUAUUAGAAAGUAAAUAUAUUUCUGAACGUUUACAUCAUUGGAUUGAUUUAACAUUUGGAUACAAGUAAAAUGUUAACUUAUUAUAAAUUAAAUAUUAUUUUCAAUAAUCACUGAACAUUUUCAUUUUUAGAUUAUCUGGUUUGGCUGCAGUAAAAUCAAAAAACGUGUGUCUUCAACUGUGCGAUAAUCAUACAUAUCUGUCGACAUCUGGAAUAGUACAACUAUUCACACAGCCUCAUCCCCAGAGACUAUUACCAUCACCUUAUUUUUCAAGUGUUCCUCCCAUUAUGCCAAAAUUAAGUAAGUUUUAAAUUCUGAAUUAAUGUAUUCUUUACUUGAUUUACUAAUUAUACUAUAUUUUAUUUUUGAAUUAUAAUUAUAAUUUAGAAACACCUCCAAUAAUUGAGGAUCAAUCUCCUAAUACAUCUGCAGAUAAUGGUACACCUGGGAAUGGAUUCAUAAAAUAUUUAGACUUAUCUAAUAUACCGCUCUGUGUAAGUGUUAAUGAAUAUAUCUUAAUUAAUUAAUUAAUUCUAGUACUAAGGUAAUAAAUUAAUUUUACUGUACUAAACAAUAAUUAUUUAUGGUGUUAUCAAUAUUUUUAGCUACCACCAGAUUAUAAUCCUGCAACGCCUUUAAUCGCUCUAGAUUCAUUAAAUAAUUUCCUGAACGGAUUAUGCGCUAAGACAUUAAAAACUCCUCUUAAGGAUUUUCGGGCAAAAGAUGUGAUGUCUUUUAAAAAAAUUAUAGCAAAUCGAAGAGCUCAAGAAAUUCAAGUAAUAAUUUAGUUUUAAUUAUAUAAUUAAACAAAAAUAUUCAAGUUAUAUAAAAUUAUAAAAUAAUAUAUAAGUGAAAUAUCAGAUGUAUUAGUUUAACAAUGAACUUUAGCUAUUGUAAGUAAUUUAUUUAAAUGUAUAUAUUUAUAUGAUUUACGUAAAGAUAAUUUAAAAGUGUAUUUAUAAUUGUUUUAGCAUAGUUAUGAUAUUUUUUAUUAACUUUUACACUUUUCUUCUGUUCAUAAAUUAAUUUGCAUGUAUUAUUUGUUUUCAGGUUUUAGGUUGCAUAAUUGUAGAACUAUUUUUAGGAGACAAAGUUAUUGCCCAUGGAAGUAAUCUAUCAACGCUAUCCUUUUUAAAAAGAUUACAGAGCUGCCGUGUGAUAGCUUCAACGUACCAGAAAGAUCUUCCUGACUGUAUUCGACCAGUAAUCAAAUUACUACUUCAAAUUGAUAAAAUCCCUUUAAAUGAAACUCCCUCUCCAUUCGAUUUUAACUGGUGCUCUGUCAUAACAGAUAAUGGACUCCCACCACCUACACCUCAUCAACUGCUUAUUCCAUCUCUCUCAUCUUCUAUUUUGAGAUUUCCCAAAUAUUUUUCUAAUAUACACAAUAUUUUGAGAAUUCAUUAUGAUUAUAAAGUAGUAAAAUCUGAAAUGGAAAGUGUUAAAAACUUAUUGGAAGAAAACCAAAAGUUUACUCUCGAUAUGUUUGAUGCAGUAUGCGUUAAACUUGUAAUGGAUAUUGAACAAGAAAUGUGUGCGUUUAAUGAAUCUGGAACACUUGGAUUACUGGCAGACAGCACUUGGAUAGAAUUUUUGGUCCCUAUGGUUAUUGAACUUUUGUCUGAUUCCAACUGUAAUACUUUAGCAGCUUUGCAUUUAUUAGAGCCGUCAUUUAAAGCUUUGGGUAUGCAAAAAUCUAAGGAAUUACUUCUUGACAAUGUAACUAAAUUAUACGAAGAAUGUUUGAAAGAUAUUGGUCAAGAUAAUAUUCCUGUAAAUCAUAAAUGGAUUAAACUUUAUCAAAAAUCAUUUUUAAUGAAAUUGAUUUCUGGUUUUGGAACUAGUAUAUUCUUAAAACAUGUUGUACCAAUACUUGUUGAAACAGUUGGAUCUGGGUGUAAUUUCAACAGAGCACAUCCAAUUCCAAUACAAUAUCUUAAGUAUGUUUUAGAAUUAUUAUAAUUAUCUAAUAUUUUGUGAAUUAAAUGUACUUUUUACAGUGAUCUUUGUGGUACAUUUCCAUCAUCUGAUGAUAAUCACUCAACUUCUAUCUCGGGAACUAAUGAAGUUAACGUGAUGGAAAAUGGUAUUUCAUACUUAUUAUGCCAUAAUUAAUAUAGGUAUAAUAUAGCAAAUUAAUUAAUUGUAUUAAUCAAUUGCUAUAGACACAUUAUCUCUAGACGAUGAAGCUUUGACAAAUAGUAUAGUUUCACUUCAAGAUGUUUUGUUGGAUGAUCAAGAUGUUGUAAUUGACUAUGAUAGACAAAGUGCUGAUACUAAUUUGAGCGACGACAAGAGUUUGGGUGAUAUUACAAUUGACUCUGCAGAAGAUGGAGAGGAUAUAUCUCCAUCUUGCCACACACCUGAUUCAGAAAAAUUAUACGGCCAAGAACAUUUAAAGGUUAUAUUAUUAACACUAUUUAACAAAUAUGUUUGUGUUCUUUAUACAAUUUAAAAUAUUAAUUAUUAUUUUAUAUUUAAGAUAUCAGAAGUCGGUGCAGAUUCAUUAGUGUGGGUUUCUAAUCGAAUAGGCCCAGUACAUACUUCUAUGUAUAUUACAAAAAAUUUACUAAAAAUGUUAAUGUUGUGUUACUCAGAUUCAUUACAAAACGAUGACAAAGCAAUAAUGGUUAUUAAUUGUUUAAUGAGCAUUGCAGGCAAUACGAAUAAUAUUUAUUAUUUAAUUACAUCAAAGAAAAUAAUUAAACAAGUACCUAUACAAUAAUAAUAAAAUACAAAUUUUAGGUAUUUAUGGCGAACAAGUUAUUCGAGUUCAAUAUUUACCGCACAUAACUGAUGUAGUGUCGUCAUGUAAACAUAACAAAAUGACUUUAAGUUUAGAAAGUGGUCUCAUUGGGUGUAUAACAUUGUUGAAGUUUCUAAUGUCUUAUUUUACCAAAUCAACACUCAACGAAAUCAGUCAAGUAUGUUGUAUGAAUUGUAUAAUAUUGCCGUUUUUUUUUCUUUGAUUUUAUAUCAUUUUGUUAUUGCAGUUCAGCUGUUAAUAAUUAACAUGUAACAGUAUAGAGAUUAAAUUAUAAUAUGUAAAAAAUCACUAAAUGCUUUUAUGUAAUUAAUAACAAACUUUUUUUUUCUUAAGGAUAUUUUAUGUAAGGGAAUCAUUCAUCCAAUGCUAAGGAUUUUGUCAUCUCAUAAAGUUCUUUUUCCAUCAGGAGCAGCUAGUCGUAGUAAUUUUGCUACAAAACUGUUUGAAACAAUAUACUUUUUUGGUCUUAAACAAGGUCAUUUAAUUUCAAAAACUAUUCAAAGAUUGUUUUUAGUGUUUGAUAAAUUGAGACAUGUAGAUCCACUUAACAUGGCUGAUACUAAUUCAAGGUAAACACAUAUUAUAGUUUGCUGUUUGAAAAAAUUAAUUUGUAUUUUAUAUUAGUAGUUCUGACUUCUGAACUCUGUUAGAAUGUUAUUACAAAUAGUCCAAAAUUAGAGAAGAAAAUUGUAUAGCUUUGCACUAAUUUGGUUUUUUUUAUUAAGACUUUAAAAUAGGUAUUGAUUUUUAAUUUUUAAUUAGUAUAUUAUUAGAUUUGUUUUUGUUGUGAUUUUUUUUUUUUUUAUCUAACCUUACCUAUUCCAAAUGGAUAAUGUAAUUGAAAAAAUACUUAUAUUUGUAUCUUAUAAUACAGGAGUCAAACCAUUGAACUAAAUAACAGUGAUUCUGGUGAUUCUCCUUCAACAAUUUGUACUACUGGAAAAUCAUUCAAAACAAAAGUCUGUAGAACUUUAUUUAUCUAUGAAAAUAUUAAUUAAGAUUGAUUAAGUUUUUUUUGUUAGACUAUGGAAGAACUUUGUAAAGUUUUAACACCUGAAUUAGCAUAUCAUUCAUAUACUUUAUUUGUGAAAUACUACGGAGAAUCAUUCAUGCAAAGAUCGUUGAUGAAUUGGGAUUAUAUUAAAGAACUGUGUGCCACAUAUAAAGAAGAAAGAGUAUAUUCUGGGUAUGCAAAUAUUGGUAUGUAAUAUUUUUUUAAGUUUUAACAUUUCUUAAUUAGUAAUAAUAAUAUAAAGUAAACUAUUAACAUACAUUUAUGUUAUUAUGUGUUUUUUAAUUUUAUAGUUGUUAGUCUAUAAUAUAUUGUAUAAUUUAUGAACUAUUAAUAUUUUAUAAAGUUUAAAAAGUAUUUGAUAUUUAUUGAUAUAAUUUUUGUUUAGAUUAUAAUGAAAGUACGAUAAAUUUUGAAGAACAACUAGGUGCACAUCUCACUCUUAAGGGUAACAAAAUUCAUUUUCAGGUAAUUUCAAAUUUGAUAUAUAUUUAUAAUUUUGUAAACCAUUCAGUUUUAGAUAAAUUUAUUACAUUUUGUUUUAUGAUUUAAUUAGGCGCACAACAUUAAAAAUAUAAUUUAAUGUUUAAAUUGUAGGAUGAAGAGAUUGAAGUAGCUGAAGAUGCUAAAUCUAUGGUGGAAUCAUCAAGGUAUAUUUAUUUAAGUAAUUAUUAUUAUAAAUAUUUAUUGUGAGAUACCUACUCAAUUCUAUUAAAUUAACUAAAAAAACAACUGACAUACUUUGUGUGUUAGGUGGGUUACUAUUGUAGAUAAGAAAUUGAAUGUACAUCUUUACACAACUAUUGAUCGUUGCUAACAAAAAACCAUUCUGAGCGGAGUUCGGUUAUACAUAUUUUUGAAAGGUCGUAAUAUUUAUGAUUUGCAAAUAAUAGGUUUUAUAAAUUUUCCCGUUUUUUUCCCAUUUAUUAUGAAAAUUCAUAAGAAAAUCAAAAAAAAUUUAAUUUCUUGAAUAUCACGCUAGUCAGAUUUUUUUUCAGAAAUAGUGCUACACUUGAAAAUCUGAGUAAAAUUUCCAGUAGAGAAGUUAUUCACAGGAAAAAAAAAUAUAAACAUCAUUAUAAAAUCAAAACACCUUGCUCCAUUCAGAAUCUAAAAUUGAAUGUCUACAAUAAGAAUUUAUAAUUACAAUAAAAAAUAUAAACACAUCUGCUCUUUCUUUUUUCUAUUUAGACAUUUAAGAGGAAACUGGUUAGCUUAUUGGGAACAUGCUAUUGGACGUAACAAUCGUGAUACUUGGUUUAAUUUUAAACAAAUCAAAUUACAAACUUUUAGUGGUCAUCAAUCGACUGUCAAAUCUUUGAGUGUACUUGAUAAUGAAAAUAGCUUUAUAAGUUCUAGUCGUGAUAAAACUGUUAAACUGUGGUCUUUAAGAAAUCAAGUAAGAAUAUUAUUUUGCGAUAGUAAUACUCGUGCAAUUUUAACGAUUGCGUUGGUAAUUCAUUAGUAUUUCAUUUAGGGCAAUGGUAAUGGUAUUUCACAAUGUCAAUACACUUACACCAGACACCGUAAAUCUGUAUUAUCAGUAGCAUAUUUAGAAAAAUUUCGAAUGGUUGCAUCUUGUGAUUCUUCCAUACAUAUUUGGGAUCCUUGGUGUGGUGGUCGUCUCUUGUCUUCUAUGAAUGGAGUUCCGGUAAAUAUUCUUAAAUGUCUACCUACACCGCAUCCAAAUAUAUUGGCUGCUUCUACACAGCCAACAUUACAUUCUAUUGAUCCUAGAAAUGGAAAGUCUGUUGCAGAACUUAAAGUAAAGACAAUAAUUUACUAUUAUUAUAUAUUGAUAAUGAUUAACUAAUUGUUUUAACUUAUAGAUUUCUGUUAAUGCUACUGGACUUAUAAGGAGCAUUGCUGUACCUACCAAUGCUCACUGGGUUGCUGUUGGUCAGUCAUCAGGUUAUUUAACUGUUAUUGACUUGCGGACUGGCCAAGCAUUGGCCAACUGGAAAGGACAUGAAGGAGAGGUGCAAUGAAUGAUAUAAAUCAUGCAAUAACUUUUGUUGGUUUCAUAAUUAUUUUAUAUCCUAUAGGUAUUACAAUUGUUAGCUGUUGAUUCAAAUACAAUUGUCAGUUCAUCUCUUGACCAGUCAUUAUCGGUUUGGAAUAUUUCAAAUGGAAAUCUAAUUUAUAAUAUGAGGUUAUACAUAAUUAUAUAUUUUAUACUAAUAAUGUUAAAUAUUUAUGCCAUUUUUAAAAUUACUUUAUAGAGGGUCUCCUGAACCAGUUCAUUGUUUGGGUCUUCAUGGAAAUGAAUUGAUCUCUGGUACUACAGCCAAUCGUAUUGGUAUUCAUACUGGUUUUACUAGUGAAGCAUCAUUUUCGUCAACAAAAAUUAGAACCGAUAUAUUCAAAGGAGUUUUAGCUACAAUGUCAGUACUAAGUCUUAAUCAAUUAUUACUACUUGGUGCCGAUAAUGGCAAUAUCACUCUUUUAUGCUGAAAAGAAUUAUAAGAGUUGAUAAUGCUAGUUAUUAUUCCACGACCAUUAUACAUUUACUAAUAUUAAUAUUUUUAAUAUUUUUAAUAUUCCUAUUUUUAUUAUUUAUUUUUUAUUUAUUGAUUAUAUGUACUAUAUAUUAUUAUGUAUUACUGCCAUUUUUAUCUACUGAUCCUUUUUGAUUUUAAUAUAAUUUUCACUCUUGAAAACUGUAUAAUUUACUUUCUAUAUUAUUGGAAAUUUUACUGAUAGUCAAUUAUCAAGUUGUAUAACACCUUAAAUUUGACUAAAAUAAUGCUUGGAUACUCCGUAUGACAGUAGGUUAUAAUUGUGUUAGUUCACAUCUGUCUUUGAGUAGAAUGAAUCUUUAUCAUUAAUAUAAUGUGUUUUUUUCUUAUCAAAUAUUAAAAUUGAAAGUGAAUUUGUUAUUCAACAAUAUUGACUUUUCUUUUUCCUGUUUUUGUAUUUCAUCUUGUUAACUGCAAAUUACAGGAAUAUUACCUACCUAUUUAGUAUUUUACACUGUAUUUACUAUCUUUGUUUAAUAUAAUAUGAAAAUAAUUUUAAUAGUAACAUAGUAUUCAAAUCUAUCAAUUAAUAAUGUGACAA